UCGGCAGCUCUGUAUAUAAGAAAUCUGUGGACACGGUGGACCUUUAACUCAGCGGGGAUGACAAGAGGACCAAGCACCCUAAAGGACUUCAGUUUAUUACAGUCUGCAUAGAUGGAGAACAUGAAGAGUGCUAGGAAAAAUGAAACGGGGGACAUUGGCAGUGAUUUAUCAGAGCAGGUCAAAGCAGCCACUAAGGACAGUCACGUCAGAGCUGAAAACACACAGCUGAUGCUGAGUUACCAGAAGGGUCAUAUCACCCUGCCUCAGUACAAGGUCCUGUUGUGUUCCCUCUACGAGAUCUACAAAGCACUCGAAGAGGAGCUGGACAGAAAUUCUUCCCAUCCAGCUGUGGCACCGAUAUAUUUCCCUCAGGAACUUGCCCGUCUGGAAACGCUCGAAAGUGAUCUGGAGCACUUCUUUGGCCCCGACUGGAGGGAGAGGGUUGUCGUUCCCGCAGCCACAUACAGAUAUGAGCAGAGACUACGACGGAUUGGUAAAGAGAGACCAGAGCUGUUGGUGGCCCACGCCUACACGCGAUACCUCGGUGACCUUUCGGGAGGUCAAGUACUGGGAAAGAUUACGCAGAAAUCUCUAGGGCUGAGCAGCAAAGAGGGCCUUUCCUUCUUCUCCUUCCCCGGCGUGAGCAGCCCCUACCGCUUCAAGCAGCUGUACAGGAGCCGGAUGAACAGCAUCGAGCUGACGGAGGAGGAAAGGGCGGCGGUGCUGGAGGAGGCCGUCGCCGCCUUCGAGCUCAACAUCCAGGUUUUUGAUGACUUGCAGAAAAUGCUGAGUGUCUCAACAGAAACGGUGGACCAAUCAGCGGGCAACGUUGUCAAGACGGCCACGUUCCCAUAUUUACCCAUCAUGCGCACGGUGGGAUUGUGCGUGGUUCUUACAUCUAUUGGAAUGGGAAUCUACGCCAUGUAGAUUCUACCAGCACAUCUUAUACGGACACGUCCAUUUUCUAAACAAUUAAUGCUUUAAACAAAAUUAAGACUGAACAGUGUGUUUCAUCUUUAAAGUAUCAAAUCACAGCUCAAAUAGUGAUGAAUAGUAUGAAUGUCUUUAAUCAAAACUGUUUUUUAUGAUGCAUGUUGAAUAAAAAGGAUCAGUUUGAAACAA
Anoplopoma fimbria (sablefish) is the source of this 1122-nucleotide messenger RNA. RefSeq names its product heme oxygenase 1a (gene hmox1a). Lineage: Eukaryota; Metazoa; Chordata; Actinopteri; Perciformes; Anoplopomatidae. Gene Ontology annotation, biological process: heme oxidation; heme catabolic process; response to oxidative stress. Gene Ontology annotation, molecular function: heme binding; heme oxygenase (decyclizing) activity. The record is from RefSeq and is a predicted model, not a curated record. The transcript has 6 exons. Bases 112 to 927 code for a protein of 271 amino acids.